AUGUUUUACUUGGUGAGAGCGGCGGUGGUGGUAGCAUUCUUCGUGUGCUGGGCGCCGUUCCACAUCCAGCGCGUGUUCUACGUGUACGGCCGCCAGCACCCCAAGUACGAGCUCAUCAACGAACACCUGUUCAACAUAGCUGGGGCGCUGUACUACGUGUCCGCCACUGUCAACCCGAUACUCUACAACGUUAUGAGCGGCAGAUACCGCAUCGCAUUCCAAGAAACCCUACUCUGUCGCAAAGUACGAAGGGACUCGCGUUUCACAAACAUGGACCACACGAGUGCAUCCAAGGCAUCGCAGUACCGGAAGAGAGAAUCCCGCAUAGCCUUCGUCAGUAAGGUGGAUUACGUGAAAGACCAACCGGCGCCAUUUUGUGGCGACAAUGGCGACAACAAAAUGGAGGACAGCACCGUCUUCUACUUCUACGACGACAAGCAGGAUGGGAUGCAAAUUGACACCUGCAUGUAAAAUGUAUUUUAGCAUUUGACAUUAAGCAAUUUGUGACAUAUCUCUAUAAUAGUUAAGGGGGGAUGGGGGAAUUGCGGACACUGAAAGGAAAUAUUGUACUUCUAUACUAUUAGCAAUAUUUAGUCUGACUUUAUUAUGAUAUAUGACGGAUUCUUCAAGUCUCAUUUAGUUGGGCUUCAUUUAAAAAAUAAUUAAAUGUAAAUGUUCUUACCGUAUCUUUAUUACCUAAAGCGAGAAAGAGAUAUCGCUUUCUCGCUCUUACUUAUGGGUGCGUCGCACACGCAACGCUUUUUUAGCUCUCGCGCGAAUGGGGCUUAAAUGUGCUAAACUUCAAAAAAUGUCUAGAAACAUUUACGUGACAGCUACUCGAAAUAAAAAUGAACUGUCAUAUGCAGAUGAGUUCGUCAUGUGACAGACUUUCACAAACACAUCAUAAUAUUUAUAAUUGAGGUAGUGGGUUGGAUAGUCACAGGGUUUUCUAAGUAUGGACGGUAUAGAAAGGACGACAAUCUCUUAUAGCAGAACUAUUGCAAAAGUGACUAGCUUUCAGCUGUAAAUAGGUGGCGCUAGGUAGGCUCUGGGACAUGAGUAUGACAUGUACCAUAGAAGGCAACAAAUAACCCGACCAAAUUACGUAGGUUGUUUUUGGUAUUAUUUCGGUGUAUGGUGGCGCCGCUUAAUUACUGUUUUUUUAUGGACACUUUUCAUACAUAGAGAUUUUGCUCCUUUAUAUAGUCUCCAUGUUUCUAAGUUAGGUAAGAUAUUGAUGUAGUAUCUGUCGUAACAAGUUUUUAUAAAGAGAGAUUACGUGCUCACGUUGUUUUUGUAUGGUAUGUUAAGGGUAGCUUAGGUUUUCCAGUUUUUCCACUACCUAUCUCUAUCACCUAGUUUCUUAUUGUAAAUAUCAGUAGACCUGAAAGUACUUCGCUAAAUUAGAUUAUAUAGGGAGAGGCAAUAUCUUGGUUCGCUCUCUAGAGAUUUGUAUCUAAAUGUGAUGUUGCAUUAAAUAUAAACUUACGAGUAUAUUAUCAAAUGACUCUUCAUUUUCUUCGCUCCCUCUGGAGCGGAGUCGCUGCCCCAAUAUUACAAGGUUCUAUGUUUCACUUUUAUCGAACUGAAAUUUGAAC
Cydia strobilella is the source of this 1598-nucleotide messenger RNA. Its product is annotated as neuropeptides capa receptor-like. Gene Ontology annotation, molecular function: neuropeptide receptor activity. Gene Ontology annotation, cellular component: plasma membrane. The transcript is spliced from 4 exons. The record is from RefSeq and is a predicted model, not a curated record. Gene Ontology annotation, biological process: neuropeptide signaling pathway. The coding region runs from base 1 to 471 and encodes 156 amino acids. NCBI's taxonomy places the organism in Eukaryota, Metazoa, Arthropoda, Insecta, Lepidoptera, Tortricidae.